Molecule: messenger RNA, 2904 nt
Organism: Mytilus trossulus (common blue mussel)
Lineage: Eukaryota; Metazoa; Mollusca; Bivalvia; Mytilida; Mytilidae
Product: collagen alpha-1(III) chain-like
Exons: 79
Coding region: 1-2904 (967 amino acids)
Cellular component (GO): extracellular matrix
Source: RefSeq, a predicted model, not a curated record
AUGAAGCUUCUAUUUUGGACAUAUGUACUGCUGAUUGUCUCUGUCUACAUAGCAGUUAUAUCUGCUCUUGCAGAUGAAAAAGGCGCAAAGGGAGCAAUCGGAGAUCCUGGACCGAUAGGAACCCAGGGAGACAAAGGAGACACAGGUCCGAAAGGUGAUGAGGGAAUACCCGGACCUCAAGGACCAAGAGGAGUCAUUGGAUCAAACGGGGACCAGGGUUCACCUGGACCACAAGGAACAAGAGGAGAAGCCGGACCGAAAGGAGAACUGGGAGAACUAGGUGCUCAGGGAAUGCCAGGACCAUUUGGAAAUGAUGCCAGCGAUGGGGCUGAUGGAGAGAAAGGACCUACAGGUGAAAAAGGAAAUGCCGGCCCUAAAGGACCAACAGGACCAAAGGGCAUGACUGGACCAAAAGGAGAUAAGGGUGACAAAGGAAAUAUCGGACAGAAAGGAGCCAAAGGUGAAAGAGGUUAUCAGGGACCACAGGGAUCGAAAGGAAAUACAGGAGAAAAAGGAGAUACCGGAAAAAACGGUUAUUAUAAUGUACGUGUACAUUUGGAUGGACAGAAUGGACAGAGUAGAAAAUUCUAUGAAACUGAGGGAAAAGGAGAAAAGGGUGACCCAGGAAACUCUGAGGGAAAAGGAGAAAAGGGUGACCCAGGAAACUCUGGCGGCAAAGGAGAAAAAGGUGACAAAGGAAACUCUAAGGGAAAAGGAGAAAAGGGUGACCCAGGAAACUCUGGAAUGAAAGGCGAACAGGGAGAAAAAGGAGACCAGGGAGAAAAAGGCGACAAGGGAGGCAAAGGAGACCAAGGAAACACAGGUGACAAAGGGGACACAGGAAUGAAAGGAGACAAAGGAGACACGGGUGACACAGGAGAAAAAGGAGAAGCAGGAAACAAUGGUGGAAAAGGAGAAAAGGGUGACAAAGGAAACACUGGAGGAAAAGGAGAACCAGGAAACAAUGGAAACAAAGGUGGAAAAGGAGAAAAGGGUGACAAGGGAAACACUGGAGAAAAAGGAGAACCAGGAAACAAUGGAAACAAUGGAGGAAAAGGAGAACCAGGAAACAAUGGAAACAAUGGUGGAAAAGGAGAAAAGGGUGACAAGGGAAACACUGGAGAAAAAGGAGAACCAGGAAACAAUGGAAACAAUGGAGGAAAAGGAGAACCAGGAAACAAUGGAAACAAUGGAGGAAAAGGAGAACCAGGAAACAAUGGAAACAAUGGUGGAAAAGGAGAAAAGGGUGACAAGGGAAACACUGGAGAAAAAGGAGAACCAGGAAACAAUGGAAACAAUGGAGGAAAAGGAGAACCAGGAAACAAUGGAAACAAUGGUGGAAAAGGAGAAAAGGGUGACAAGGGAAACACUGGAGAAAAAGGAGAACCAGGAAACAAUGGAAACAAUGGAGGAAAAGGAGAACCAGGAAACAAUGGAAACAAUGGUGGAAAAGGAGAAAAGGGUGACAAGGGAAACACUGGAGGAAAAGGAGAACCAGGAAACAAUGGAAACAAUGGUGGAAAAGGAGAAAAGGGUGACAAGGGAAACACUGGAGGAAAAGGAGAACCAGGAAACAAUGGAAACAAAGGAGAAAAAGGAGAACCAGGAAACAAUGGAAACAAAGGAGAAAAAGGAGAACCAGGAAACAAUGGAAACAAAGGAGGAAAAGGAGAACCAGGAAACAAUGGAAACAAAGGAGGAAAAGGAGAACCAGGAAACAAUGGAAACAAUGGUGGAAAAGGAGAAAAGGGUGACAAGGGAAACACUGGAGGAAAAGGAGAACCAGGAAACAAUGGAAACAAAGGUGGAAAAGGAGAUAAGGGUGACAAGGGAAACACUGGAGGAAAAGGAGAACCAGGAAACAAUGGAAACAAAGGUGGAAAAGGAGAAAAGGGUGACAAGGGAAACACUGGAGGAAAAGGAGAACCAGGAAACAAUGGAAACAAAGGAGGAAAAGGAGAACCAGGAAACAAUGGAAACAAAGGAGAUAAAGGAGAACCAGGAAGCAAUGGAAACAAAGGAGGAAAAGGAGAACCAGGAAACAAUGGAAACAAAGGAGGAAAAGGAGAACCAGGAAACAAUGGAAACAAUGGUGGAAAAGGAGAAAAGGGUGACAAGGGAAACACUGGAGGAAAAGGAGAACCAGGAAACAAUGGAAACAAAGGUGGAAAAGGAGAAAAGGGUGACAAGGGAAACACUGGAGGAAAAGGAGAACCAGGAAACAAUGGAAACAAAGGUGGAAAAGGAGAAAAGGGUGACAAGGGAAACACUGGAGGAAAAGGAGAACCAGGAAACAAUGGAAACAAAGGAGAAAAAGGAGAACCAGGAAACAAUGGAAACAAAGGAGAAAAAGGAGAACCAGGAAACAAUGGAAACAAAGGUGGAAAAGGAGAACCAGGAAGCAAUGGAAACAAAGGUGGAAAAGGAGAAAAGGGUGACAAGGGAAACACUGGAGGAAAAGGAGAACCAGGAAACAAUGGAAACAAAGGAGAAAAAGGAGAACCAGGAAACAAUGGAAACAAAGGAGAAAAAGGAGAACCAGGAAACAAUGGAAACAAAGGAGAAAAAGGAGAACCAGGAAACAAUGGAAACAAAGGUGGAAAAGGAGAAAAGGGUGACAAGGGAAACACUGGAGGAAAAGGAGAACCAGGAAACAAUGGAAACAAAGGAGAAAAAGGAGAACCAGGAAACAAUGGAAACAAAGGAGAAAAAGGAGAACCAGGAAACAAUGGAAACAAAGGAGGAAAAGGAGAACCAGGAAACAAUGGAAACAAAGGUGGAAAAGGAGAAAAGGGUGACAAGGGAAACACUGGAGGAAAAGGAGAACCAGGAAACAAUGGAAACAAAGGAGGAAAAGGAGAACCAGGAAACAAUGGAAACAAAGGUAUGAAUUUACAGUUUUAA